CGCGAACACCAAAGACGAACCCAAUUACGCCUUUGGACUCAGAAUAGCCGGUGGUUUCUGCUACUCUGAAGUGCGGCUAAAACAUUCUGCGGCGGUUCGCGCGAUGCCGCCCCUAUGCCCCAUAUUGCAGCGGUGGCUAUAUCCUGUUCAAUAAACAAUCAUCUCAACACCGACAUAUGGUAAUUUGUAAGGCCUUGUCUGAUGCAUCACGUUGCCACUGAUGCUCGGAAGUUCCUAGCAACAGUCAUCCUAGUAUAACCGCCAUCAGUGCAUAUAUAAAGGAACGCACUGCCCAGAACAAAGAAGACCAUCGAGCAUUUCCACAACUUCUACUCCAGUCGACACCAUGGUUGCCUUCUCAUCCUUCUUGCUUGCUCUUAGCAGCGCCUCUGCGGUCAUCGCCUCGCCUCUCGGUCUCGUUCUCGAUGCAAAGGCCCGCCAUGAGGCAACCAGUCUGAGCACUCGCUCUACCCAACCUGGAACUGGUGUUGACAACGGCUACUUCUAUUCCUUCUGGACUGAUGGCCAAGGACAAGUUACUUACAACAACGGCCCUGGCGGCCAGUACAGCGUACAGUGGAACAACGUGAACAACUUUGUAGCUGGCAAGGGACGAAACCCUGGCACUACCCAGCCCUUCACGUACAGCGGUACCUGGAACGCUCAAAAUGUUAACUCGUACAUUUCCGUGUACGGCUGGACCCGCAACCCUCUUGUCGAGUACUACAUUGUCGAAGCCUAUGGCUCCUAUAACCCUUCGUCUGCUGCUCAGAUCAAGGGCUCCAUCACAAUCGACAAUGGCACAUACGACAUUCUGCAAACCACACGCUACAACCAGCCCUCCAUCGACGGCACCGCUACCUUCCAGCAAUUCUGGUCCGUCCGCCGUCAAAAGCGUGUCGGUGGCACCGUCACCAUCCAGGCCCAUUUUGAUGCCUGGUCCAAGUACGGUCUUAAGCUUGGUCAGCACAAUUACCAGAUCCUUGCUACCGAAGGUUACCAGAGCUCUGGUUCGGCUUCCAUUACCGUUCAGUAGUGAUUCCUAUACGCUACCCCUGUUGUGGACGUUAAAAACGUGGGGAUUUGACAGUGGAGAAAGAAAGAAAGAGAGAGAGAUAGAGAGGCUCCGAAGGAAAGAGGGAGGGGGACUGGUA
This is a messenger RNA of Bipolaris sorokiniana ND90Pr, 1154 nucleotides long. Its product is annotated as glycoside hydrolase family 11 protein. Gene Ontology annotation, biological process: xylan catabolic process. The record is from RefSeq and is a predicted model, not a curated record. Gene Ontology annotation, molecular function: hydrolase activity, hydrolyzing O-glycosyl compounds. Bases 347 to 1036 code for a protein of 229 amino acids. The transcript has 3 exons. Lineage: Eukaryota; Fungi; Ascomycota; Dothideomycetes; Pleosporales; Pleosporaceae.